Sitodiplosis mosellana (orange wheat blossom midge) is the source of this 2406-nucleotide messenger RNA. RefSeq lists its product as uncharacterized. Bases 335 to 2134 code for a protein of 599 amino acids. The record is from RefSeq and is a predicted model, not a curated record. Gene Ontology annotation, molecular function: RNA binding; protein binding. The transcript has 3 exons. Lineage: Eukaryota; Metazoa; Arthropoda; Insecta; Diptera; Cecidomyiidae.
CGACGAGAGAAAAUUCGUUUGACAUUUGCAUACCGGCAACAACACUUUCUAUCGAAACACCGACGCCAGCGAAUCGCAACGACUCUAGAUAUAUUUGCGCCUUCAGCUAAAAUUGCGCAGUGGAAAAAAAAAGUACCGCUUCAAACGUGAACACAAAUUUAUGUUUUAGUCAGAUUCAAAUCAAUUGUUUUUAAUUUCAAUAAGUGUCGGCAUAGAAAAUAAUACAUUUUUUGAUCGAAAUUAGUAGCACACACAGUUCCGACAUUUUAGUUUUUCAAUCGAUUUUGGAAAAUUGGAUUUUCAGUUAAUAAAAACUAGUUGAUUUACGGUUAUAAUGCAUCGAUUCAACCGAAAACGUCCAAAUCGCAACGUUACCGAGAACAACAACAACAAUGGUCAAGUUCCCAUUCGAACGCUGUAUAUUGCGCCAGUCAAGCCAUUCAUUGUCAACAAAAUCAAAGGCUAUUUUGAAUGCUUUGGAGAGGUGGAAUCCGUACGAGUGCAUUCGAAAGACGAAUUCCAAUACGGUUUUGUGCAAUUCAAAUCAGUUGAGAGUGCUCAAAUUGCCUUGAACCAGGGAUGGCAUCGAAUCGGAAACUGUAGCGUCAAGGUAAAAGCGGCCGAUUUUCAUCAUCAGCCAGACAAUGGACAAGAGCAAGAGCCACCAAACCCAUUGCUGAUUGCACCCGCACAGGAUUCAACGUCGCACAUUUUGAUCGCACUCAAUGAUGACUGUUUACGGGAAGUGUUUGGUUAUUUGGAUUUGUUUGAUCUAUCGAACGCUGCCAAUGCAUGUGUCCGGUUCAAUCAACAAGCAAAAGAAACGUUUGUGGACAAAUACAAAGAUUUGGAACUGAAUCGCAAUCGAUUAGACUACAAACCAAUCACAAAGGACCAAAUUGAAAACAUAUUGAACAAUUUCGGAUCAGUGAUUCGUACUCUCAAGAUUGAUCAAUUGGCAUUGGAUUCAAACAUUCCAUUCCUACGCAUCGCGUCACGGUACUGUACGGAAUUGAAACAGCUACAGCUGUUCGGCUUUCAUAUCACGGGAAAAAUGAAAAAGUUUCGUCCACUGUUCGGGAAACUGGAGCAAUUGGAAAUGAUCUACUGUGAAUUCAGCAAGAGUGUAAAAGAUUUCCACAGCGUCUGCAUGGAAAUGAAAACGUUGCGACUCGACUCCUGUGACAUAAACACGAGCAAGUGCAUCAAACAACACUUUGUGAAACUGAAAGAGGCACACUUGAUCGAAUGCCACAACUUUGAUGAAAAUGCAAUCGAUUGUUUCAUCAAAAUGAAUCCGCAAUUGACAAAACUGUCGAUUAUUCGAAGCGAAGAUUGGGAAACCUCGGAGCCAAUUCGUUCGAUUGGCCGUAAUCUUCAUCAACUACUUGAACUGGAAAUCGACCAAGAAAUUUGCGACGAGGAUGAGGAGAGCAUUCAUGGUCUGGGUCAAUUGCGUGCAUUGAAAGUGCUGAAAUUGAACUUUAAUUUGCUCUUGGUCACACCUUUGCUGAAGAUUCUGGUCGAAAACAAAGUUCCCAUUGAGGACAUGAAAUUGUACAACGGUGACUUGGACAGCAAAGCCAUCGAAUACAUCUGCGCGAUGAAACAAAUCAAGAAGCUGGAACUCAACGAAAACAUGGGUGUGCUGACUGACGAGCAUUUGGUUCAGUUGGCCAAAGAACUGCCAAAUCUCGACGUGCUUCAUUUGAAGGAGCUGCCCAGCGAUGUCACUAUCAUUGGAUUGAAGAAUAUGCUGGCACAUGCACAAAAAUUGUCACUGCUACACUUGGAAUCAGUCUACAGCAUUAAAGUCAAUGUCGAUGAUUACAAGGCUAUGCUGAAGACAGUAAAAAGCCGCCGAGAAAAGAUCAAACUUGUGAUUAAAAUCACGAGCAGUGGUGAUAAGGUCGAAGUAGAUGAGUGCGUGCUAGCCGAGAACAGUGACAUUUUCUACAUUGACGAGGAAAUUGAAGAAGAGCCCAGCUAUGAUGAUGAUCUCACGUUCGACGAAGAUGAUGCAUUCUGGUCGGAUGAUGAUGAUUUUUGGUACCCAUAUCACGAUUCGGAUGCCGACUCAGACAAUGGAUACGGUUAUGGCUACCUGAAUGGCAACAUUUUCUAUCUUGGUUAAAUUCACUUUGCUGCCAAUAUACCUAAUAUUUAAUGUCAAAUAAAAUAGUAAAAUGUCUCAUCUAGAUCUAAAAUCAGCCCAUGAGCUAGAGCUCAUUUAAAUUAUAAGAAAAUUGGAUAAAAAAGAUAAGCAAAAGGAAACAAACAAAGUUCAUAUUUAAAAACUUCAUGUUUAAAAAGAAAAAGAUUAUCAAUCAUAUGUCGCUAGUAGACUCUCUACAUCGUUUUUUCUUCUUCUGAAAAUAAAAAUAAAAUAAUUUCUUCCCCAACAAA